This is a messenger RNA of Gaeumannomyces tritici R3-111a-1, 357 nucleotides long. RefSeq lists its product as hypothetical. The record is from RefSeq and is a predicted model, not a curated record. The transcript has a single exon. NCBI's taxonomy places the organism in Eukaryota, Fungi, Ascomycota, Sordariomycetes, Magnaporthales, Magnaporthaceae. Bases 1 to 357 code for a protein of 118 amino acids.
AUGUGCACCUACAGGUACAUCAUCUGUCACCUCUGCAGUAGUGAAAUGUCCGAAGACAUCCAGCGGUGCGCCGAAAGGCCCGAAGGGCGGGAGCCGCACCCACCGACUCCCGGCAACUCGGUGGACUUUCCGUCGGAGGAAGAAUGUGAGGAUUGCGAGCUCUUGAACGUUGGAGAUCCGAGUACAGACGAAUCCGAUGAUUCCCACCCCGGCGGGUCGGAGUCUGGGGGCUCUCAGGAUGACGGGCUCGAGGAUGACGGCUUCGAGGGCGGCGGCUCCGAGUCUGGGGAUUCCGAAUCUGAUGGCUCAGAGUCUGGCGGUUCAGAGUAUGACGACUCAGACUCUGGCGGGUGGUGA